AUGGUGAUGGCAGAGCAGAGAGAGGGGACAUCUCCAGCAGGGCCCACGCUGACUGAGGGGAGCCGCCUCCCGGGCAUUCCCAGCAAAGCCCUCCUGACAGAGACUUUGCUGCAGAGAAAUGAGGCGGAGAAACAAAAGGGCCUUCAAGAAGUACAAAUCACUUUGGCAGCCAGACUGGGGGAGGCAGAGGAAAAGAUCAAAGUCCUACAUUCAGCGUUAAAGGCCACACAGACAGAGCUGCUGGAACUGCGGCGGAAAUAUGAUGAGGAGGCGGCAUCCAAGGCAGAUGAAGUCGGCCUGAUCAUGACCAACUUGGAGAAAGCUAAUCAGCGAGCUGAGGCUGCCCAGCGGGAGGUAGAAAGUCUUCGGGAACAACUUGCCUCAGUCAACAGCUCUAUCCGCCUGGCCUGCUGCUCCCCGCAGGGACCCAGUGGGUGUUGGACUGUGUCUCUGCGAACGUGA
Molecule: messenger RNA, 462 nt
Organism: Leptonychotes weddellii (Weddell seal)
Lineage: Eukaryota; Metazoa; Chordata; Mammalia; Carnivora; Phocidae
Source: RefSeq, a predicted model, not a curated record